UUAUUGGAUGCUUGAUAUAAAUAAUUCCAUUGUAACUGUUGUAUUUUCAAAAUUGCGACCGCGAGAGGGAUUAAAGUCAAGUAAACUCGAUCCUUGUCAUCCGCUUGGUAAUCUUUUUUCUGGCUCCACUAUUUUUGUUAAUCAUUAAACAUGGCGAGAGGUAGUAGUGCAGGUUUUGACAGGCAUAUUACAAUUUUCUCGCCAGAAGGGCGAUUAUAUCAAGUAGAGUAUGCUUUCAAAGCUAUUAAUCAAGGUGGACUUACUUCGGUAGCUGUUAAAGGAGCUGAUACCGCAGUUUUUGCAACACAAAAGAAGGUUCCGGAUAAGCUUCUUGAUGCAUCUAGUGUUACCCAUAUCUUUCAACUUACUGAACACAUUGGAUGUGUUAUGACCGGAAUGAUUGCUGAUAGCAAAUCUCAAGUCCAACGUGCUCGUUAUGAAGCAGCCAAUUUCAAAUAUAAGUUUGGCUAUGAAAUUCCUGUAGAUACACUUUGUCGUCGUGUAGCUGAUAUAUGUCAAAUUUAUACACAAAAUGCGGAGAUGAGACCAUUAGGAUGUUCAAUGAUGCUAAUAGCUUAUGAUAAAGAAAAGGGUCCAUGUAUUUACAAAGCUGACCCUGCUGGAUACUUCUGUGGAUACCGAGCUAUUUCUGUGGGAGCUAGACAGACAGAAGCAAAUUCGUAUUUAGAGAAGAAGUUGAAGAAAAAACAGAAUUAUAAUUAUGAUGAAACUGUACAAUUGGCAAUAACUUGUCUUUCUACAGUUUUAUCUGUUGACUUUAAGCCAUCUGAAAUCGAAGUUGGAGUCGUUUCGAAGGAUAAUCCAAAAUUCCGUGUCCUUACGGAACAAGAAAUUGAUAAGCAUUUAACGGCUAUUGCUGAAAAAGAUUAAUCAAGCGGUGAUUGCAGCAUAAAGAAAUUUUUCAGGCUUGCACUAAUAUUUUUUUUAUAAUUCAUAAAUUAAAUAAAAUUAUUAUACAGAUACAGUUUCCUAAUGCAUUAAGUGAACUUAUCAUAAUAAAAAGAAAACAACGUUAUACAGA
This is a messenger RNA of Chelonus insularis, 1042 nucleotides long. Its product is annotated as proteasome subunit alpha type-6-like. Gene Ontology annotation, biological process: ubiquitin-dependent protein catabolic process; proteasomal protein catabolic process. Lineage: Eukaryota; Metazoa; Arthropoda; Insecta; Hymenoptera; Braconidae. The record is from RefSeq and is a predicted model, not a curated record. Bases 151 to 891 code for a protein of 246 amino acids. The transcript has 5 exons. Gene Ontology annotation, cellular component: nucleus; proteasome core complex; proteasome core complex, alpha-subunit complex.